Ilex paraguariensis (yerba mate) is the source of this 261-nucleotide messenger RNA. NCBI's taxonomy places the organism in Eukaryota, Viridiplantae, Streptophyta, Magnoliopsida, Aquifoliales, Aquifoliaceae. The record is from the annotation of a GenBank genome assembly.
AUGAGUCAACUGGAACUUACACUGUACGAUCCGGGGGAUUCACUCAGUGGAAAGCUGGUUUCUUGUGAUGAAGAGUUUUGUCUGGAAAUCAAUGGAGGUCGAGUCUCUGGUUGUAAUACCAAUGUGUCAUGUCUAUAUACUGAGGUUUAUGGAGAUGGGAGCUAUAGUAUUGGCUACUUUGUAAAGGAUAUCGUCCAAUAUGAGGGAGUGUCUGGUGAUCUCCAGACUAAAUCGGCUAAUGGAAGUGUUAUAUUUGGGUAA